Messenger RNA from Vairimorpha ceranae, 756 nucleotides. Its product is annotated as metal-binding protein. The coding region runs from base 1 to 756 and encodes 251 amino acids. The record is from RefSeq and is a predicted model, not a curated record. Lineage: Eukaryota; Fungi; Microsporidia; Nosematidae. The transcript has a single exon.
AUGAUAAUUGAGAUUUUGUCUAAUAAUGAUGGAUACAUUUAUCUACAAAAAGAUGAUAAUACUAAUAUAAGACAUUAUAAAGAUAAAAUAGUAUCACAUGAAAUUAUUGAUUCUAUUAAUAUUUAUGCAGUAAAAGACUUAUGUAAUACUAUUAAUUUAUCAGAUAGUGAUAAUUCCAUGCUAGAAUUUAAAUGUAAACAUGGAAUAAAUAUUCAGUACUCUAGUCUCAAUCUUUUGCCUUCUGAAAAUUGGCAUGAACUUAUUGACUGCUGGUCAUGUCAUGAUAACGAAUUUGCAAAUGUUAAAAAUCUUAGAAUAAAAGUUAGGCCUAAUGGUAUACUUUUAUCAUCAUUUUUUAUUCUAAUAAACUCUUGUGAUCUACCUAUUUGUUGUCAGGUACAAGAACCGACGCAUGUAAAAAAAAUAUGGUUAAAUAAUUUACAAGGUGUAAAUCAUAAAAAACUUAUUUUUUUUUAUCUUGCCACUUAUUUUAAUUCUAAUAGUGUAUAUAUUUUCCAAUAUGAAGGAAAAAUUUAUGAAAUAAAACUUUUCUACACUUGUAAAUGUUUAAUCUAUGAAGAUAAAAAAUAUUUUAAUGUAAUGAAAAUUGGCAUAAAAGAGAAACAUAACAUAUAUUUUGAUGAUACAAAAAUGAAAGAAACUAUAAAUGAAUACUACAUUAAAUUAAUAUAUGAAAGUAUUUUACAUAUAAACAUAAAAAUUUUAGAUUAUCAAACAGGAUUCAUUUAUUAUUAA